Messenger RNA from Acaulospora morrowiae, 444 nucleotides. NCBI's taxonomy places the organism in Eukaryota, Fungi, Glomeromycota, Glomeromycetes, Diversisporales, Acaulosporaceae. The record is from the annotation of a GenBank genome assembly.
AUGGAUGAGCAAUAUAAUGACCAAGAAAGUGAUGUCAAAACAUUCACAAAUGAAGAAGACAUACAAAUGAACCCAAAUCAAAUAAAUGUAGUUGAUCCCAGAAAUCUGGAAGAAGCGAUUACUGGUGCAAAAAGGAUUGAAGCCAGAGAAUACUAUGAAAUGACAAUAGAAAAGGAAACAAAAAUCACUUCUCUAGAAGAAACUAUUGCGGAAUUAAUCAAACAGAUGCAAAAUCUGACAUGCAAAAAGAAAGGUCAUUACGCUCGAGAUUGUGUGGCAGGAAAAACAAACUCACGGAAUGACCUAUCUACACAAAUGACAGAACAAGAAACCAAAGCACGUUUUGUGAAAAUGUUGGAACAAGAGGAUGAGAUAUAUUAUACAACUAGAAGAUAUCGACCAUAUAACUGUACCAAAGAUAACUCCGGGACCAAGCCAGAGUGA